Messenger RNA from Tinamus guttatus (white-throated tinamou), 3481 nucleotides. The record is from RefSeq and is a predicted model, not a curated record. Lineage: Eukaryota; Metazoa; Chordata; Aves; Tinamiformes; Tinamidae.
UCGUCUCCCAGAAACCGCAGCCCCCUUUUGCAGGGUGACCCCAGAAGAAAUGUUCAGUCUUUUGAAGAUAUGGUUCUUAUUGAUAUUAAUGAAUCAUGCUGAGAUUACACACAGUCAGAACCCUGAAGGUUUGCCUCCAUUAUUACAGAAAGCUGUGGAAGAAGUAAUAACUGGAAAAUAUCUGAAUGCUCUCCUUGAUAUACUUCAUUUUCAGAGUUCUAAUGUCUGGACAGCAGAUAUGCUUGCAAAAGUCAUGGCAUAUUUUCAUGCCCAAGAAGUUAUGCUUAGUCUUAGCAGCUUACAGAUGUCCAUAAGUAGUUACCUGAAGUCCCUUUUAUACCAGCCUAGGCAACUGCUAUCUGAAUUUCAACAGCUUGACCAGCAGCAGUUUCAGACUGCAAUGAAAUAUCUCUUCAACAGCAGGAAGGACCGCCUGGAAUUGGGAAGUAUUAUUCUUGAUUUGGAUAAGAUUAGAGAGAAUGUUUUUCAAAGCCCAGGAGUAAACAGGACCUUGUUCCUUAUAACAUUGGAAAAAUGUUUCCUGGCUUUGAGUGCUAUGGAGUGUGUGGAUAUCCUGAGCCAGGUGCUGCGUGUGUCAGCAGUGCACUAUCUCCAACCCGCUGUCGUUGGGAGCCUCCCAAAAGACCUGCAGGAGGAUGCUUUCAGAAACUUAUCAGCAAUAUUCAAGGACCUGUAUGACAAAACUUCAGCAAAUACACAGAAAGCUUUGUAUGGCUGGAUGAAGCAGAUUCUACAAAAAUCCUAUAACACCAGUGAAUUCAAUGAGUCAACUUCUUGGGUCAGUGCAGAAAAUUUAUGGAUUUUGGGAAGAUACAUGGUCCAUCUCCCUUUAGAAGAAAUUCUGAAAAUUAGUCUCAGUGAAAUAAGACUGUUCAUUAGCUAUGACAACGCAACGAAGCAGUUGGAUGCAGUAUAUGAUAUCACACCAGACCUAGCGCGAGCUUUCCUAGAAAUAAUAAACUCAUCAGGAUUUGAUAUAAGAAACACUUCAACGAUCUACAGGCUGGGUUUAUUGGUUUGCUUUUAUGAUGACAUGGAACAGAUGGAUGCUGCUGUGGCCCGGGCUUUACUUCAUCAAAUGAUUAAAUGCAACCAGUUGAGAGGUUUCCAGGCCGAAGUUCAGAAGCUCAAGGCUCAACUCCUGAAUAUUGCCACGCAAAACCAGACAUUGAAUGAUACACUUGGAUCUCUGUCAGAUGCUGUGGUUGGACUGACUUCAAGUCAGUUGGAAUCACUGUCACCUGAAGCAGUGCAUAAUGCUAUUUCAACAUUAAACCAAGUCUCUGGAUGGGCAAAAAGCCAAGUUAUGAUUUUAGCUAGUAAAUAUCUCUCUUAUGAAAAGGUUUUAUCAUUUUAUAAUAUUAGUCAAAUGGGUGCAUUGGUAACUGGAAUUAGCACCCAGUCAUUAUACAACAUGAACCCAAAGGAGCUUUUGCAAGUUAUUCGAGGCACAACAUCCCAGUACUCGUCUGACUUAUCACCUGCACAACAUCAAGGGAUCCUCAGGAAGAUAGCUGCAUCUAGAGAUUUUUCUUCAUCAGUCACAGAUAUACAAGGGGCUUUCUUUAAAGAAAUAUCUCUUUCUGAUUUAUGGAAGGAUGCUGGAUAUAACUCUUCAAUGAUGAAAGAAAAAGAACUAAGAAGAAGCCAGGCUUUGUAUCUGUACAAAUUAUUGUCAAAGAAUAACUCUCCUGAUGAGCUCUUAAGCACAGGACAGCUCGUAAAAGGAGUAACUUGUCAGCUCAUUGAAAGUAUGGGAGCAGACUUUUUCUUAAACAAUUUUAAAUUCUUCGAAAAGAAUCUUCAUCUGCUUUCUCCAUAUCAGGUUAAUUGUUUGGCUUGGAAAUUUUGGAAGGUCUCCAAUGCAUCUAUGCCUCCCUUAUUCUUAAUAGUUCUUCCGGUUGAGUAUCUGGAAUAUGUUUCAGGCUCUUCGUGUGUCCCUUUCAUUGCACGUCUGGGAAAGACUGAGAUGGAUCUUGUGAAUCCAGGUCUUCACAAACAGAGCGCUGUCCUGCAGAAAGUUCUGGAGUGCCUGAAUGGAUCCAUUGCUGAUGAAUAUGAUGUUGACCUACUUGGAAAUCUAAUCUGCCACUUACCUCCGGCCUCUAUACAUGGCAGAAUGUCCCUGAAGGCAAUGGCAGUAGCCCUGCAUCAAUUCAAACUCUGCCGACAGCUCAGCCAUGAGCAGAAGAUUGAAAUUAAAUACAAACUCCUCGAGUUAUAUGGCUCCCCAAAGACCUGGACAGCUGAAACAACGUUAGACGUUGGGCCAUUCAUAGCUCUGUUGCCAAAAGGAGAAUUAAAUGUCCUUGCCCUAAAGUUCCCAGAUAUCAUUUUUCUCCUUGAAGAAAACUUGCUCUUUGACUUUUUUCUUCCAGAUUGCCUAGGAAUCAGAUCCCCUUCUUUGGAUGAAAUUAUUAAACUAGCAGAAGCAAAUGCCUUUUGGUCAGUUCAGGAACUGAAAUGCAUGGAUGCAGAAACAUUUGACAAAGAAGUGGAGCUUCUUGGGACGGUGUCAGGUUUUAACAGCUCCCAGCUUACUGUCUUGAAGGAAAAAGCCAAGGAGGCCUGGGGAUCACUGCCAGCCUGGAAGAGUCAUCAUAUUGUUUCUCUGGGGCGCAUUGCUCUGGCCCUCACUGAAAAUGAAAUAGAAGAGCUGGAUUUGUAUUCUCUUGACACCAUUUCUGUGCUUAGCCAACAAACCGAGUGGACUCUUACCCAGGCAAGAUCUAUAUUACAAGGUUUUCUAGAAGACUCUGGCCAUACGAUCAGUACACUCAAAAGCUUUGAUUUAGUUGGAUUAGGAGCCAUUCUCUGUGCUCUGAAUUCCACAGAAAUCAUGUCCAUAAGGAGUACUGAAUUCAGUGCUGCUGUUGCACGAAUUGGCUUGCUGUUCUGCAGCACUCCUCUCCUAAAGCAGUUUAAGAAGAUGGCAGAAUCGGUGUUUGGAACUGCUGCCAGCUGGAACAGCUCCGUCCUACAGGAGAUUGGUACCAUAGCAGGUGGAUUGAAUGAGGAUGAAUUAAAAGCUUUUGAUAAAAACUUGAUGCCAUAUUUCCAGCCAAUAGCAAUAAGACAUAUACCUGCUGAAGUUUUCCAAGCGCUGUCCCCAGCACAGAUAGCAAACCUGGGCCCAGCAAAUGCCGCCAUGGUCACCGCGUCGCAGCGCGAGCGGCUGAGCGUGUCGCAGCUCCAGAGCCUUCAGCUGGCGCUGGACGGGGCCCGGACGAGCACCCAGGAGACGCAGGGCGGCGUGGGCAGCACCCAGGUGGCACAAACCCCUGCUCCAAGCGCUUCCGCAUCUGGUUGUGUGCUGUGCUUAUGCUUCCCCUGCCCUUCUGAACCCAUAAUUAAGCUGAUGGUUAAGCUGAUGCAUCCUGGAGCUCACAAAGAUGAUAGCAGAACCAAAGAGCUGCAGCUCAGCACGAGCGGUAGAAUCAAGAGGCUCCGAGUUGCCUGA